GUGUGCCCAGGAAGGAGGGCUCGCGCGCGGACGCCUGCGCGCUCUGGGCGCUGGUGCCGGUCAGCUGGCACCCGGCGCCGCACCGGCGGGGAGCGACGCGUGCAGCAGGGAGCUGCCCCCUGCCCUGAGGACCCCUGUGGUGCAGCCCUCCUUGCGGAAAUGGCGGGGGAAAUCACGGACACCGGAGAGCUCUAUUCCCCCUACGUGGGGCUGGUGUACAUGUUUAACCUGAUCGUGGGCACGGGCGCGCUCACCAUGCCCAAGGCCUUCGCCACAGCCGGCUGGCUCGUCAGCCUCCUCCUGCUCAUGUUCCUGGGCUUCAUGAGCUUCAUGACCACCACCUUCGUGAUAGAGGCCAUGGCCGUGGCCAACGCGCAGCUCCACUGGAAGAGGACAGAGAGCCACAAGCAGGAGGAGGAAGACGACUCCUCCACAGCCUCAGACAGCGACGACAUUAUGGUGCAGGAGAGCUACGAGCGGGCAGAGAGACGGCCCAUCCUGUCUGUGCAGAGGCGUGGCUCUCCCAGCCUUUUCGAGAUCACAGACCGAGUGGAAAUGGGACAGAUGGCCUCCAUGUUCUUCAGCAAAGUGGGGGUCAACUUGUUUUACUUCUGCAUCAUCAUUUACCUGUACGGGGACCUGGCCAUCUAUGCCGCCGCUGUGCCCUUCUCCCUCAUGCAGGUGACCUGCAGCGCUAUUGGCAACGACUCCUGCGGCGUGGAUGCAGACACCAGACACAAUGACACUGACCAGUGCUGGGGGCCUCUGCGUCGGGUGGACGCCUACCGCAUCUACUUGGCUGCCUUCACGCUCUUCCUCGGACCUUUCACCUUCUUUGACGUCCAGAAGACCAAGUACCUGCAGAUCCUGACCUCCCUGAUGCGGUGGGUCGCCUUCGCCAUCAUGAUCGUGCUGGCACUGGUCCGCAUCGGGCACGGGCAGGGUGAGGGCCACCCGCCCCUGGCCAACUUGUCAGGACUCCGGAACCUGUUCGGGGUGUGCGUCUACUCCUUCAUGUGCCAGCACUCCCUCCCAUCCCUUGUCACCCCGAUCUCAUCUAAGCGCCACCUCACGCGCCUGGUGUUCCUGGACUACGUGCUCAUCCUGGCCUUCUACGGCCUGCUGUCUUUCACUGCCAUCUUCUGCUUCCGCGGCGACAGCCUCCUGGACAUGUACACGCUCAACUUCGCACGCUGCGAUGUCGUGAGCCUGGCCGCCGCCCGCUUCUUCCUGGGCCUCUUCCCUGUGUUCACCAUCAGCACUAACUUCCCCAUCAUCGCUGUGACGCUGCGCAACAACUGGAAGGCGCUGUUCCACCGUGAGGGCGGCACCUACCCCUGGGUGGUGGACCGCGUGGUGUUCCCCACCAUCACCCUCGUGCCGCCCGUGCUGGUUGCCUUCUGCACCCACGACCUUGAGUCCCUGGUGGGCAUAACUGGGGCCUAUGCGGGCACCGGCAUCCAGUACGUCAUCCCGGCCUUCCUGGUAUACCACUGUCGCAAGGACGCACAGCUUGCCUUCGGCCACGGGACCCCCAACAAGCACAGGUCCCCCUUCCGCCACACCUUCUGGGUGGGCUUCGUGCUGUUCUGGGCUUUCUCCUGCUUCUUCUUUGUCACAGCCAACAUCGUCCUCAGCGAGACCAAGCUCUGACAGACGGCAGGAGGAGGUGUCUGGUGACAGAAGGGUCGGGGACUCAGCCCCACGCAGCGCCGGCCUGCAGGGCCGCAAAGGAGUCGCCCCCUCACCCCAUCCUGGGUGUUGGUGGGCAGGCAAAGCUGGACCUGAGGGACCCUCCCCGACCAAGACUCUGCUGAGCCUGUGCCUGGCCUCACUGCUGGGACGGCUUCCUCCCAGGUCCCAUCCCCAGCCCGCCCCGUCAGCGCUGGCAGGUGCUGUUCCUGGUUCCUGGACUUGGUACUGCAGUCCCUGUUCCUGUUCCAUGUACUCCUCCCCCACCUGAGCUGCACUCCCCUUCUCUGCCUGAUGGACCACGCGGUGCUGGCACCGCUGCUAUAUGUGCCACACCCCAAGUCCCUCCUGCUCCCCUCUAUGCCCAGAAGUGUGUCUGGGCAAUCUGCUCCAUGAGUAGCUGCUGCCUGUGCCCUGCUCCUCCCCACCCCCCCAGGCCCAUCCCUGCCCCCCACAUCCCUACCCAGUCUUCUAGGCCUGGGAGUCCCUAAGUGACGCUGCUAGGGGAGGGCCUGGCCACCUCAGUGGUGUGGACAAGAAGUGCUGAUUGGCACCAGGACCAGGAGGGCCCUUGUUGUGGAAGGCAGACUGCAUGGACAGUCCCUUCCACGGGGACACAACAGCUGCUGCCCCAACACUGGGAACGGUUCCCUCCGGAGCUGGGCCAUGCGUACCCAGUACUCGCGUGCUUCACACUCCAUCUGCCCCGGGGUCACGGAUCCGGGAAGGGCCACCCACUGCCCCUCCCUGAGAGGGAGGCCAGGCCUCAGCUGCUCCCCACACAAUCCUGCAUGCCCUGCAGGGGCUUGGGGUCCUGGAGACUCAAUGUGCCUUUUCCCGCUUCGUGCCCAGAGGUCCUCCCUGGCUUGUCCCUGGAGCCAGACCAGUCUGUCCAAGACUCCACAGCAGCUCACUCUGGCUGCCUCUCUAGGGUAGGGUUGGGUCUCAGGCCCCCUGCCCCUGCCCCCUUUGAUUUCAGUGCCUUGCUCAGCCCCCACGAGCAUACCUGCCUCUCCCCCUGGCCAUGCUGCUCACCGUCUAGGAGUCUGGCUGGCCCAGGGCAGCGAUGCUAGAGGCCCAGGGUGGUGGAAGCUUGCAGUUGCCCCCACCCCCCACAGUGGUCAUGCCUCGGCAGUCGCCACAGUGUAUCCCUGCAUAGCCCUGUUUCCCAUCUGUUUGAGAAAUGCCCCUUCCCCAUCUGCCUUUUCAGGCUUCUCAGGAGGCCCUGCCCCAGGUGGGCGGAGCCAGGCAGGCACCACAGCGCACUGAGGCCAAAAGUGACAAAGACGGGCUGGUGGCCUCCCUGCUGCUGCCUGGAUGCUUGCUGAAAACUCAAUUAAAACAUCUGCACUUUCCCUUCUCCAAUUACGGUCCCCAUUGCUUAAGGACAAAACAAAUUAAAUCAUCCUGCCACCCCAGGCGCCAACCCAAAUUUUUGGAGGCAAAUUUAUGAGCAUCAGCGAGCCAGGGUGAUUGAUGUGACAAUCUGGCUCCACACACAGCAGUGGAGUCUAGUGGCUACACUUCCCGCCACCUCUGAGCCAGGGGACCAAUUGGCAGGAGGUGACCACAUUGCCUAUACCAAGCGGGGACCCUCCUGCUGACAGUCUGGCUCCCUGCUCCAUUGUGCAUCUGCUGCCUGCCCUGCCAGCGGUCAUAGGAGGCCACUUUCCCUUCUCAUCGCCAGUGGGGCUGAGGGCACAGGGAGAAAGUCCUUCCCCCAUAACUGGGUAUCACCAGACAAUGCUUGCCAGUCCUGCACAUCAGACACACCCAGCCAGAGACUGGGCAAGUUUGAUCAUGGUUUCAGGUUUACAGGUGAGCCACUGGGGUCAGUGGAGGUAGGAACAGCAGAGGGUGCCAGCCCAGCCUGUCUGCAGGGACAAGUGUCCCUGUGGAGCCAGAUUUAAACUUGAAGAGCCUCCAGCCAUGCUACCCAAAUGCCCCAAGGACAGGCCAGCUCAAGCAGGGAGUGAGCACUUCUAACCAAGCUCCCUGCCAAAGCAGCAGGCCCACCUGUGCACCACAGCCUUCUGUCUGCGGCUCCUGACUGCACCCCACCUUGCUGGUGGCUGUAGGCUUAGAGAUGGGCAGGUGGCAGGCUAGAGAGGCACUGCUGGAUGGUGGAACGUGGCAGAGGGCCCCGUGCCAGGCCCUUAGGCACAAAGCUGUUCUAGCCACAUGGGGGCCAGGACGACUUUGGCAACUGCAACCUGGCCUCCCCAUGUUCUGCCCCUGGAGUGGUGGGUAGGUCAAGGUCAUUCGCCACCUAUUGAGAAGUCAGUCCAGAGGGGAAGUGGUG
Messenger RNA from Ochotona princeps (American pika), 3994 nucleotides. RefSeq names its product transmembrane protein 104 (gene SLC38A12). Bases 160 to 1653 code for a protein of 497 amino acids. The record is from RefSeq and is a predicted model, not a curated record. The transcript is spliced from 10 exons. NCBI's taxonomy places the organism in Eukaryota, Metazoa, Chordata, Mammalia, Lagomorpha, Ochotonidae.